Vigna umbellata (rice bean) is the source of this 760-nucleotide messenger RNA. RefSeq lists its product as uncharacterized. NCBI's taxonomy places the organism in Eukaryota, Viridiplantae, Streptophyta, Magnoliopsida, Fabales, Fabaceae. The record is from RefSeq and is a predicted model, not a curated record.
CAGUCCCACUUAAAUUGCUACAGUAGCAUGGAAGUCACGCGCACACGAGGAAUGCGAAGAGCUUCAGAAUUUGAUAUUUAUUGCUUAGCUAGCUGCGGAAUUCGUAGAGUCCACAGUCUCAUUUCUUUGAAGCCAAAAGGGACAGAAAGGGAAGCAAGAACAAUGGAAGAGAUAACGGUGAAUGGAAAAAGAUCAGGCCUUCUAUGGAUAAAGGAGGAGACUCCAACCAGAACCAUAGUCUGUUUUAGAAAAGAGGACAUGAAACGUUUCGAGGAAACUGAGGAUUGUUUCAUCUUAGAUUUCGACCCAUAUGACUCAUUCGACUUCUCCGUGCUUUCCUUGGACGACAAAAAUAACCACCAAGGUGAUGCCUCUAAAGAUGUCUACAUUGUUGGUGAAAACGGUAAGGUAGCUUGCAGGGAUUACCCUCAUCCAAGACAUCUGUGUAUUAAAUUUCCGUUUACCGCAACACCUCACGAUAGCUAUUGUGAACUGUGUUACUGUCGUGUAUGUGGCAUACGUGCUCCUUGUAAGCAUUGGACCCGAUCAACGUCUCCACACUGUGAUGAAGUCUAUCAUAGGGAUAUUUUUGCAGAUUUGUUUGAAGUUUUAUGAUGAUGUGUGCCUGGGGAAUGGGGUGCUUUAUCAGCUUCAAAUUUUGCUUUCUGUGUGUUCAGAAUCCCCUUAUGUAAUUCUGCAGAUUUCGCAUCCCUUCAACUUCAUGUUUUUAUGAAUGGCUAUUAAAAAGAAUGUUUAGAAG